GCGACACCUUCACCUCGGCGCCCCGAAGCCACCACUUCACCUCUCCCUCCGUCUCGUUGAUCCUUCGCCUAAGCCCCGCGUGCCCGUCCCGUGUGCAUGUCAUUGCUGGGUAUUGUCAGUGCCAGCCGUGUCUGUUUCUUUCUCGGCAGAGCCGCUUAAUCCUGCCUCAAAUCCAUUCUCGGUCACGUCCCCUCAUCCCACCUCAUCGUCGCCCGAUAUUCAACACCACCACCAUCAUCACAUAUUGCGGCUCUCAAUCCUGCAAUGCCCUUGAGACGUGAAGCAGCGCCAUAACCUCGCCUUCGUCUUUCAUUUCACUGAAGAAUAUCGCUAUUGCUUCUACACACUUAAGCGCUGCAGCCGCAUCCUAAGCGCAGCCGCGCCUCAUUUUCACUGGGACAUUAUCUCUCAUCUCAUUCCACACCAAGUCGCCACUCAUCUCAACCUUGCUCACACACUCAACGAGCACAUCACAAACACAAACUCACAAUGGAGGACCUAUUCUCACUCCCUAUCUUCUUCAUCACCUUCCGCGAGUCCCUCGAAACCGCCAUCAUCGUCUCCGUCCUCCUCGCCUUCAUCAAGCGCACCCUCGCCACCAAAGAUGACCCCGUCCUCCACCAAAAGAUGGUCAAACAGGUCUGGCUCGGCACCGCCGCCGGCCUCGUCACCUGCGUCGUCAUCGCCAUGGCCAUCAUCAGCGGCAUCCACUCCCUCGGCGCGGAACAGUUCGCCGCCGCAGAGAGCAUCUGGGAGGGCAUCUUUUCCCUCGGCGCCUCCCUCAUCAUCACCGCCAUGGGCGCCGUCCUCCUGCGCGUCACCAAGCUGCAGGACAAGUGGCGCGUGAAGCUGAGCAAGGCCCUGAACGCGAGCGAGUCCCACUCUGGUCCCUUCCGCGACCGCUUGAAGUACCUCGGCGAGAAGUACGCCCUGUUCUUGUUGCCGUUCAUCACCGUCCUGCGUGAGGGCUUCGAGGGCGUGCUCUUCAUUGCUGGUGUUGGCGUCAGCGAGACUGCUGCGUCUAUUGCCAUUUCGUCUAUUCUCGGUCUUGCGCUCGGUGCCUUUGUUGGCUACUUUAUCUACAAGGGUUCCAAGACGGCGCCGAUCCAAAUCUUCCUCAUCGUUUCCACCUGCUUCCUGUACCUCAUCGCCGCCGGUCUCUUCUCCAAGGGCGUCUGGCACUUUGAGCAGAACGAGUGGAACAAAAUCGUCGGAGGUGACGCAGCAGAACUCGGCUCCGGCCCCGGCUCCUACGACGUCCGCAGAAGCGUUUGGCACGUCAACUGCUGCAACCCCGACCUCAACGGAGGCGGCUUCUGGGGCAUCUUCAACGCCGUCCUCGGCUGGCAGAACUCGGCCACCGUCGGCUCCGUCGUCUCCUACAACCUCUACUGGGUCGCCGUCGCCGCGGGCUUCUUCGCCAUGAUUUGCAACGAGAAGGGCUACUGGCCGUUCGCCGGCAGCAAGGCCAAGAAGCUCGCCGACGAGCACGAGGGCGAUGACCAGGAGCCGCUUCUUAGCAGGCCCGCUCGGUAAGUUUUCCGACUCGAUUCGGCCCCUCGGCGGACGAGAGUUGCGAGACUUCUGAGGGAGUUUCGCAAUUCCCAAUGAUGUACCGAAAGAGGAGAUGUGACUCCCACAGGCGACUUAGUAUUUUGGAUCAUGUACAAAGUGGUGAAGCUCCGAAAGCGCCUUGAUUUAAGAAAAAAAUUGGAGAAGAUAGUUAUUAUCGUUGCUAUAUAUUGUAUAUACGACUACUUAUGUAUCCAAACCUGCAAGUGUUGAUGACUUGGCCUUGACCUGACAUUUUCUCUUUAGAUUACUUUCAUUUGGAUUAGAUGCGUCUUCCAAUUCAGCCAACAGACCCAAGCUGGCCUGAUGCGUAUGCAUUCCACCAAAUAACUUCUUCCCGGCACUAUAUUCAUAGACGGCAGGUGAUUGUGAAGAAUAAUGUAAUGAUAGCGCUGUGAUUUCCCCCC
Molecule: messenger RNA, 1979 nt
Organism: Colletotrichum scovillei
Lineage: Eukaryota; Fungi; Ascomycota; Sordariomycetes; Glomerellales; Glomerellaceae
Product: iron permease FTR1 family protein
Exons: 5
Coding region: 490-1536 (348 amino acids)
Biological process (GO): iron ion transmembrane transport
Cellular component (GO): plasma membrane; high-affinity iron permease complex
Molecular function (GO): ferrous iron transmembrane transporter activity
Source: RefSeq, a predicted model, not a curated record